Molecule: messenger RNA, 1844 nt
Organism: Anolis sagrei ordinatus
Lineage: Eukaryota; Metazoa; Chordata; Lepidosauria; Squamata; Anolidae
Product: perilipin-3-like
Biological process (GO): positive regulation of triglyceride storage; lipid storage
Cellular component (GO): lipid droplet; cytosol
Source: RefSeq, a predicted model, not a curated record
AUGGCUUCCAACGAGCAAGUGAAUGUCUCCUCCCAGGAUGAGGUUGGGGAAGCUGAACAGGAGGUGCAAGAAGCUGGACAGGAAGUGAAGGAAGCUGGACAAGAGAAUGUCUUGAGAAGAGUGGCCAACAUGCCUUUGGUCAGCUCCACGUAUGACAUGGCUGCUACAGCUUACAGCUCUACCAAGGAUAGCCACCCCUAUGUGAAAUCCAUCUUGGAUGUUGCUGAGAAAGGAGUGAAGACCAUAACAGAGGUGGCAGUCAACACAGCUCAGCCUAUCCUGAAUAAGCUUGAACCCCAGAUUGCAACAGCAAAUGAGUAUGCUUCUAGAGGUCUGGAUACUCUGGAGGAGAAGCUGCCAAUUCUACAUUUGACAGCAGAUGAGAUUGCGUCCAAUACAAAGGAGAUGGUGUCCAGUGCCAAGGAGGCUAUUGCCAACAAGAUAUCUGGAGUUGUAGACAUGACCAAAGAUGCUGUGCAGACUGGCAUGGAUGCAACCAGGUCUGCUAUCGGCCACAGUGUGUCCACUGUGGUGGAAUCCAGAGUGGGCCAGAUUGCUGUGAGUGGGGCUGACGCAAUACUGGACAGUGCCGAAGAACUGAUUGAUGACUACCUUCCCAUGACUGAAGAAGAACUGGCUGAGCUUGCAAGAGCUGUAAGUAACGGGGAUCUUGUGGCGAUGCAGCACAAUGAACGAGAAGAGUAUUUGGUGCGCUUGGGCUCCCUCUCAGCCAAAUUCCGCAACAGGGCCUACCGCCAUUCUGUAGACAAGCUGAAACGAACCAGGCAAAGGAUCCAGAGCACUCUGGCCCAGAUUGAGCAAACUAUACGUCUGAUUGAAUAUAUGAAGAAUGAAGCUGGACAGAAGCUUAAUGAGCACCAGGAGAAGCUUCGCCAGAUGGUGUUACAGUGGAGCAAGGGUUCCUCGGAUGAUAAGGUAGAAGCGUGUGUCUGCGUGGAGGUAGACCUCCGUGCUAUCACAAUGUUCCAGAACAUGAUCCAACAGCUGCAGACCACUUUCCAGACAUUGACGUCUAGCAUACAAGGAUUUCCUUCCAGCUUGCAAGACAAGAUGCAUCAAAUCCGUGAAAACACCAAAGAACUCCAUGCUUCCUUAUCAAAUGCUGGCUCCUUCCAGGAACUCUCCAACACCAUCUUGGCCCAAAGCUAUCGGACAGUGCAAAAAGCUCAAGAAUAUAUGGAAGAGCUGCGGGAAUACAUAACCCAUCACACACCCCUCUCUUGGCUUGUGGGACCUUUCAUUCGGUUGCCCAAGCCACCUACUGAAGGAGACCAAAGAGUGAGGCAAGAUCAGUUGUAGUAAUAUUGCUAUUGCUGCAGAGGGCAGGACUGUACUGGAUUAUAUAUAUAAUGAGAGGCAAAUUCACUUGAUGUAAAUUGUGGGUGACAGGCUGCCCAGGAGUCACUUCAAAAUAGACAUUACACUCAUCCCAAACCCCCACAUAUUUUAAAAUGGCAAAAUCCUGCUAUGACCUGUUAAUGUGGAAGUGAUGGUAAUUAAUUAUUUUGUCAAGAACUAGUGAUAUUAUUGGGAGCACUACAUUUAUAGAUCGGUGGGUGGGAAGGGUGUUUGUGUGUGGAGAGAAACUGCCUGGGGGAAACUUACAUUGUGAGACUUUCCAAAACACACAUUUUAAAAUGGAGUCCUGAUAUGACCCAAAGCAUAGUACUAUGUCUAGUAAUGAAGUGAUGGAAGUGACUAGCCUUAUCAAGAACUAGUGAUAUUAUUUUGGGUUUAUGGGCUGGUGGAAAGUGGCAUGAGGACAGAUUUUUUUUUCUGGGAAAGUGUUGAAAGUGUAUUCAAAUAAAGACAGCUUUGUAAGG